This is a messenger RNA of Leishmania braziliensis MHOM/BR/75/M2904, 1407 nucleotides long. Its product is annotated as putative adaptor complex subunit medium chain 3. Lineage: Eukaryota; Euglenozoa; Kinetoplastea; Trypanosomatida; Trypanosomatidae. The transcript has a single exon. Gene Ontology annotation, biological process: endocytosis; intracellular protein transport. The record is from RefSeq and is a predicted model, not a curated record. Gene Ontology annotation, cellular component: clathrin adaptor complex; cytoplasmic vesicle. Bases 1 to 1407 code for a protein of 468 amino acids.
AUGUUGUCGUGUAUUUUUUUGCUUAGUGAAGAUGGCGAGGUGAUGGUCGAGCUGCAAUUUAGUGAGAGAAUCCCGCGCUCGACGCUGGAGGGAUUCUGGUCCACCUUCAUAGCACCGUGGAAGGAAACCAGCGAGGCGCCAGCGGCCAUUGUCACUUACGGUGGCACCGUAUUUUCGCAAAUCCACCGCAACAAUGUAUUUCUGGUCGGUACAUACCCUUCGGACGAUACGGCACUAGUGGUAAUAGAGCAGCUCUGUCUCGUGGCCCACGUUCUCACAACAUACCUUAGCGAGGUGACGGAGAAUACCAUUCGAGAAAACUUCUCUACCGUCUAUCAGCUAUUACAGGAGAUGUUUGACUACGGCUACCCCCUCACCACGGAGCUCUGCGCACUGGAGGAGCUGGUGCCGCGACCGACACUUGAGAACCGCGUGCGCACGAUGCUAGACACACCGCUUGUGAACAAGGUGAUGCCAGUGGGCAGCCGCACUGCCAUUGGGGUAGGCACCCGGCAGGUGUCCAGCUCCUUCGGCGGUGUGCCGUGGCGGGACCCAGAGACGCGUCACAGCACGAAUCAAAUACUCUUUGACGUGGUGGAGUCGCUGGACUGCGUGUUGGACAGCGAGGGCCGCUGCGUCAGGGCCGCUGUGCAGGGGAGCAUCGAGGUGAAUUGCCGGCUUAGCGGCAUGCCUGACAUGAUGCUGCGCCUGCGGGAUUUCGACGCCGUUGUGGACGACGUAGCUUUUCAUCGAUGCGUCCGUCUGGAUCGCUACGAGCACGAUCGCACACUCUGCUUCAUUCCUCCCGAUGGAAAGUUCACGCUGAUGAAGUACACCUGCAAAACUACCCUGCCGAUACCGCUGCCACCGUUUUACGUGACGCCGCAGGUCACUUUUAACGCCACGGGUGGCCGCUUCCACUGUAUGGCAGGCAUCCGCGGUGGUGGCACGGGUUUCUCUUCUGUGGUGGAGAGGGAUAAGGAGGUGCAGCGGCUGUCGGUGUGUCUCCUGCUGCCGCCAAACACGUCAUCGCUCACUGUGACGAACUGCUCAAGCGGCACAACCGUUUUCGACCGCUCCAAGGGGACGCUCACGUGGAGCGUGGGCAACUUAACGUAUUCCGCAACGCCGUCUCUUGGCGGCGAGUUCUUAUUCGAAGCGGAGGGUGGUGGCAGCAAUGGUGAGCGAGGGCCUGAUGCCGCGGCAUCAUCGAAGCUGGCACGGAGAACAACCCGUGAGGCCGGAGUUGGAAACGCCUCCAUGGCCACCGUGACCUUCCAGCUGCCGAACCGAAUCAUGAGUAGCCUUUGUGUAGACUCGGUGCAGGUUUUGAAUGAGAUCGGCAGGCCAUACAAAGGGAUCAAGUAUAUAACGAAGUCUGGCAAGUACUUCAUCCGAGGUGUAUGA